GGCUCCGUCCUCUGGCGGUGACACCAGGAACGUCCUUCCCCGUCGAGUCGGGUGUCCACGGUGAUUAAACUGCACUCAGUCUGGAGUACGAGUUCAGGAGUGAAUGAGGACAGACGGUUCAUCAGCAGGCCGAGAGCUGGCUGAUCCCACAGCGGAGAGGAAAACCUUGUUUUGGGUGAAUGUGAGGGAGCUUUGGACGACCUUGGCCUGAAGGCAUUUCGAUUUCUCUGAGAUGUCACUCAGACAAGCAGGAGGGAUGUCCCUCGCCCAGGCUUUGGCCAUGACCGUGGCGGAGAUACCGGUCUUUCUCUAUUCCACAUUUGGCCAGUCCAUCUUUUCUCAGCUAAAACUUACACCAAACUUGAAGAGGGUGCUCUUUGCCACAGCGAUAGGCAGUGUUGCCCUGGCUCUCACUGCUCAUCAGCUCAAGAGGCGGGGGAGAAAAAGGAAUCAGGCAACACAACAGAAGGAGGGCCAGAAGACAGUGGGAAUACCUGAAGCACUGAGGAAGACAGGAAGACCCUCUUCAUUCAAGAGAGGUCAGUUAACUAGUCGUCAGAUGAUGAGUCCGAGCACCAGGAGCAACGACACCAUGAGUGGAAUUUCUUCCCUGGCUCCCAGUAAACACUCAAGUUCCUCACACAGCCUUGCAUCAAUGCGGGUCCCAACCUCCCCAAACCAGUCUGCCAACCCAUCCACGCCCUGGGAGGCAGAACCUGUGGCAGAAGAGUCAGGGGCACUAGAGGAUGCGAACGCAGAGAAUCUGUAUUUAAUUGGAAUGGAGCUUUUUGAGGAAGCUCUGAGAAAGUGGGAACAAGCCCUGAAUAUUCGCCAUCACGCCUCCUCGACCUCCAGCAACAACAGCCUUGCUCUGCAGGGGGCAGCGUGUGGAGACUUUCCCAUGGCUGAAGCCCGUAGUAAAGGGUUUGCUGACAAGUUAGAGACUCUACUGCACAAGGCGUACCACCUACAGGAGGAUUUUGGCAGCACUAUCCCUACAGACAGCGUGCUGGCAGACUUUGAGAGUGAAGGAACUCUUAUCUUGCCUCAAGUGGGGAAUUUCCACAGACUGCAAGAUGAUGAUGCGACUACUGUUACCUCCGACCAGUCCUUCUUCUCGGCCGCAGAGCUGUUUGAUGCCAUGUCUCUGGAAGAGCACUACCAGCCUCUGAAGCCUUCAGCUCUUUAUGAAGAAGCCUUGUCUCUGGUACGAGAGGGAAAAGUGUCAUAUAGGUGCCCGAGGACUGAACUACUUGAAUGUUAUGGUGAUCAAGAUUUCCUUGCCAAGCUUCACUGUGUGAGACAAGCAUUCCAGGUGCUGUUGUCAGAUGAAACUCAUCGCACGUUUUUCAUGGAGACCGGGAAGCAGAUGAUUACAGGGUUAAUGGUGAAGGCAAACAAGAGUCCUAAAGGCUUCCUAGAGAGCUACGAGGACAUGCUGCUUUACACCCAGAGAGAGGAAACGUGGCCAGUUACGCAGAUGGAGCUAGAGGGCCGAGGAGUGGUGUGUAUGAACUUUUUUGACAUAGUGUUGGACUUCAUCCUAAUGGACGCAUUCGAAGACCUGGAGAGCCCUCCCUCAUCUGUGGUAGCUGUGCUGAGGAAUCGCUGGCUCUCUGACAGCUUCAAAGAGACGGCUCUGGCGACUGCUUGCUGGUCUGUCCUAAAAGCGAAAAGGCGUCUGCUCAUGGUUCCUGAUGGGUUUAUCUCCCACUUCUAUGCCAUAUCAGAACAUGUGAGCCCAGUUUUAGCUUAUGGGUUCUUGGGACCCAGGCAGCACCUAAGUGAGGUCUGCACUAUCUUCAAGCAACAAAUCGUGCAGUACCUUAAGGAUAUGUUUGACCAUGACAAGGUCCGCUUCACCUCUGCUAACAGCUUGGCCGAGGACAUCCUGAACCUUUCCCACCGCCGUAGCGAGAUUUUACUGGGGUACCUGGGGAUCGACAGACUUCUGGAGCUCAAUGGUUCCCCGCCCAGGGACACCGACAGCUCUUAAGGGCCCGACUCAAACAGCAUGAAGGGUUACUGAGGGCUUCAUCGGGCUUGUGCAGGCCAGACGCAGUGGAGUCGCAGCUCAGCACUUGAUCUGCACUAACACUGGAUUAAAUCAUACUCCUGUGAUAAACUGGGAACCACAGUUAAUUAUUCAUUCAUCAUCAAACACUGACAGAGGAUAUAUUUUCACUAGCAUCACUGGUUCUACUGAGGGAAACUGGUUGGACUCCACCUCUUCCUUGUUAUCAGCUGCUAGGCUGCGUAUCCGGAGAAUGCCUACAUGUGAUCUCAGACGUGUGAGGAGGUGUCUCUUACUUGUUGGGUUUCCAGGCUACUUAAAAACACACGAAACAGAAGCAUGGGGAAAACGUGAAAACUGGCCCUUCCACAUUAUUCUUUCACUUGGAGCAGGUGUCUUCAGAUAACUAGUGGUUGCACCUUCCAUUCGUCUGACGUGUGAAAACACAUGGAAUAUCAUCGUCUUCACUGUUACGUGAAAAUAAGUGUGUUGACGUGUUUUGUUUUAUAUUAAAGGGGCAAAGUUAUUUGUUAAAUCCA
Limanda limanda (common dab) is the source of this 2553-nucleotide messenger RNA. It is a transcript of the gene miga2, whose product is annotated as mitoguardin 2. Gene Ontology annotation, biological process: mitochondrial fusion. The coding region runs from base 233 to 1996 and encodes 587 amino acids. NCBI's taxonomy places the organism in Eukaryota, Metazoa, Chordata, Actinopteri, Pleuronectiformes, Pleuronectidae. The transcript has 16 exons. The record is from RefSeq and is a predicted model, not a curated record.